UUCACUGUUGCCUGAUGGUACUGCUGUUUUAAUGAAGAUGCCAGCAACUGCAAAUGACAGGACCCGGCUGGGGGCAACUGAAGGGAAGAUCGAUGACUUGUGGUUGGGCUGCUGGGACAGCUGUGCACGAGUGCUGCUGUUUCGAGGUGGAAAUAAGGAAUUAAAAAACUACAACAGCCAGACUCCAUUUCAGGUGGCGAUCAUCGCAGGCAACUUUGAGCUGGCCGAGUACAUCAAGAACCACAAGGAAACAGACAUCGUGCCCUUCCGGGAGGCCCCGGCCUACUCCAACCGCAGGCGGCGGCCCCCCAGCACGCUGGCCGCCCCCCGGGUCCUGCUGCGCUCCAACAGCGACAACAACCUCAACGCCAGUGUGCCCGACUGGGCUGUCUGCCCCCCGGCCGUCUCCCACCGCAGCCUCUCGCCGCAGCUGCUGCAGGCAACGCCCAGCAGGCCUGAUGGUGCUGUGAAGACCAUCGGGAACUACGUCCCCGGGCCCCGCAGCAGGUCCCCGUCGCUCAACAGGCUGGGUGCAGGCGAGGAUGGCAAGAGGCACCGGCACGUCGGGUCACCCUUUGCUUCUGGUGCCAACAAGGACCCACUCUCGGCCUUCGAAUACCCGGGGCCCAAGAGGAAGCUCUACAGCGCCGUGCCCGGGAGGCUCUUUGUCGUCGUCAAGCCAUACCAGCCCCAAGUCGACGGCGAGAUCCCCCUUCAUCGCGGUGACAGGGUCAAAGUUCUGAGCAUCGGUGAAGGGGGCUUCUGGGAGGGCAGCGCCCGCGGCCACAUCGGAUGGUUCCCGGCCGAGUGCGUGGAGGAAGUCCAGUGCAAGCCAAAGGACAGCCAGGCAGAAACCCGUGCAGACCGCAGCAAGAAACUCUUCAGACACUACACGGUGGGCUCGUAUGACAGCUUUGAUACUUCCAGCGACUGCAUUAUCGAGGAGAAGACAGUGGUCCUGCAGAAGAAAGACAAUGAGGGCUUCGGGUUCGUGCUCCGAGGGGCGAAAGCUGAUACACCCAUUGAAGAAUUCACACCGACGCCGGCAUUCCCAGCCCUUCAGUACCUGGAGUCCGUGGAUGAAGGCGGGGUGGCAUGGCAAGCCGGACUGAGGACUGGAGAUUUCCUGAUUGAGGUUAACAAUGAGAAUGUCGUCAAAGUUGGCCACAGGCAGGUGGUGAACAUGAUCCGCCAGGGAGGAAAUCACCUUGUCCUUAAGGUGGUCACAGUGACCAGGAAUCUGGACCCGGAUGACACUGCCAGGAAAAAAGCUCCCCCGCCUCCAAAGCGUGCGCCGACCACGGCCCUCACCCUUCGCUCCAAGUCCAUGACCUCGGAGCUGGAGGAACUCGAUAAGCCCGAGGAGAUCGUCCCAGCCUCCAAGCCCUCUCGAGCUGCUGAGAACAUGGCCGUGGAGUCCAGAGUGGCCACUAUCAAGCAGCGGCCCACCAGCCGGUGCUUCCCAUCUGUCUCGGACAUGAACUCCGUGUAUGAACGCCAAGGAAUCGCUGUGAUGACGCCCACUGUUCCUGGGAGCCCAAAAGGCCCAUUUCUGGGCAUCCCUCGAGGUACGAUGCGAAGGCAGAAAUCUAUAGGAAUAACAGAGGAAGAGCGCCAAUUUCUGGCUCCUCCGAUGCUGAAGUUCACUAGAAGCCUGUCCAUGCCAGACACCUCCGAGGACAUCCCCCCACCGCCACAGUCUGUACCCCCGUCUCCACCACCACCUUCCCCUACCACUUACAACUGCCCUAAGUCCCCGACUCCGAGAGUCUAUGGGACCAUAAAGCCCGCGUUCAAUCAGAAUUCUGCCGCCAAGGUGUCCCCAGCCACGAGGUCUGACACGGUGGCCACCAUGAUGCGGGAGAAGGGAAUGUACUACCGGAGAGAGCUGGACCGCUACUCCCUGGACUCCGAUGACCUCUACAGUCGGAACGCUGCCCCCCAGGCCACCUUCCGCAACAAGAGAGGCCAGAUGCCCGAAAACCCAUACUCGGAGGUGGGGAAGAUCGCCAGCAAAGCCGUCUACGUCCCCGCCAAGCCCGCCAGGCGGAAGGGGAUGCUGGUGAAGCAGUCCAAUGUGGAGGACAGCCCAGAGAAGACGUGCUCCAUCCCCAUCCCGACCAUCAUCGUGAAGGAGCCGUCCACCAGCAGCAGCGGCAAGAGCAGCCAGGGCAGCAGCAUGGAGAUCGACCCUCAGGCCUCGGAGCCACUGGGCCAGCUGCGGCCGGAUGACAGCCUGACCGUCAGCAGCCCCUUCGCAGCCGCCAUCGCUGGGGCCGUGCGUGACCGGGAGAAGCGGCUGGAAGCCAGGAGGAACUCCCCGGCCUUCCUCUCCACAGACCUGGGGGAUGAGGACGUGGGCCUAGGGCCGCCUGCCCCCAGGACGCAGCCCUCCAAGUUCCCCGAGGAGGGCGAGUUUGGCGAUGAGGAUGGCGCCGAACAGCUCUCGUCCCCGGUGCCAGGGGCAGCACCCAGGGAGCCUGAGAACCAUUUCAUGGGUGGCGGCGAGGCCAGUGCUCAGGUUGAGGCCGGGAGGCCACUGAAUUCCACAUCCAAAGUCACUGGGCCUGAGAGCGGCCCGGCAGCGCCCCCCAAGAGCAGUGGCGCAGCUGGCCCUGAGAAUUACGUGCAUCCGCUCACAGGGAGGCUGCUCGGCCCUAGCUCCCCACUGGCCCUGGCCCUCUCCGCAAGGGACCGAGCCAUAAAGGAAUCCCAGCAGGGAUCCCGGGGGGAGGCCCCCAGGGCUGACCUCAACAAACCUCUUUACGUUGACACCAAAAUGCGGCCCAGCACGGAAACUGGCUUCCCCCCGGUCACCAGGCAGAACACCCGGGGACCCCUGCGGCGUCAGGAGACAGAGAACAAGUAUGAGACCGACCUGGGUAGGGACCGGAGAGGCGACGACAAGAAGAACAUGCUCAUUGACAUCGUGGACACAUCCCAGCAGAAGUCAGCUGGGCUGCUGAUGGUCCACACCGUGGACGCCACCAAGCUGCAGGACUCCCUGGAGGAAGAGGACGAGAAAGUGGACGUGGAUGUGAAGCCUGACCAUUCGCUGUCAGAGGUGCCAGAAGGUGUUUCCGAAACCGAAGGUGCUUUACAGAUCUCCGCUGCCCCCGAGCCCGCCGCCGCGCCAGACAGAGCCAUCGUGGCGGUCGGCUCUCUGGAAGAGGCGGUGAUUUUGCCAUUCCGCAUCCCUCCUCCCCCUCUGGCAUCCGUGGAUUUGGAUGAGGAUUUUAUCUUUACAGAGCCAUUGCCUCCUCCCCUGGAAUUUGCAAAUAGUUUUGAUAUCCCCGAUGACCGUGCUGCUUCUGUCCCUGCUCUCACGGACUUGGUCAAGCAGAAAAAAAACGAUACUCCUCAGUCCCCUUCGUUGAACUCCAGCCAACCAACCAACUCUGCAGACAGCAAGAAGCCAGCUGGUCUUUCGAACUGUCUGCCUGCCUCAUUCCUGCCGCCCCCUGAGAGCUUUGACGCUGUCACCGACUCUGGGAUCGAGGAGGUGGACAGCCGGAGUAGCAGCGACCACCAUCUCGAGACGACCAGCACUAUCUCCACAGUGUCCAGCAUCUCCACCCUGUCUUCCGAAGGCGGGGAGAACGUGGACACCUGCACAGUCUAUGCAGAUGGGCAAGCAUUUAUGGUUGACAAACCCCCAGUACCUCCUAAGCCAAAAAUGAAGCCCAUAAUUCACAAAAGCAAUGCACUUUACCAAGACGCGCUCGUGGAAGAGGAUGCAGAUAGCUUUGUUAUACCCCCACCCGCUCCCCCGCCCCCACCGGGCAGUGUCCAGCCCGGGAUGGCCAAGGUUAUCCAGCCAAGGACCUCCAAGUUGUGGGGCGACGUCACAGAGAUCAAAAGCCCAAUUCUCUCAGGCCCAAAGGCAAAUGUUAUUAGUGAAUUGAACUCGAUCCUACAGCAAAUGAACCGAGAGAAAUCAGCAAAGCCGGGGGAAGGUCUGGAUUCACCGACAGGAGCCAAGUCCACCAGCCUUGCUCCAAGAAGCCCGGAGGUCAUGAGCACCGUCUCAGGUACACGGAGCACGACAGUGACCUUCACUGUCCGCCCUGGCACUUCCCAGCCCAUCACCCUGCAGAGCCGGCCCCCCGAGUAUGAAAGUAGGACCUCAGGAACAAGACGCGCCCCAAGCCCUGUGGUCUCGCCAACAGAGAUGAGCAAAGAGAUGCUGCCCGCCCCUCUGCCCGCUGCUGCGGCCUCUCCGUCUCCCACCCUCUCAGAUGUCUUUAGCCUUCCGAGCCAGGCCCCUUCUGGGGACCUAUUUGGCUUGAACCCAGUGGGACGCAGCAGGUCACCAUCUCCCUCAAUACUGCAACAGCCAAUCUCAAAUAAGCCUUUUACAACUAAACCUGUCCACCUGUGGACUAAACCAGAUGUGGCAGAUUGGCUGGAAAGUCUAAACUUGGGUGAACAUAAGGAGACCUUCAUGGACAAUGAGAUCGAUGGCAGUCACUUACCAAACCUUCAGAAGGAAGACCUAAUCGAUCUCGGGGUGACUCGAGUUGGGCACAGAAUGAAUAUAGAAAGGGCUUUGAAACAGCUGCUGGACAGAUAAGGACGGCUGCUCUUGACCCUUACAGACUUCUUGUUAUAAGUAGAGAUGGGCUUACCCUGAAAUACUGGAACAGUCGAGCAAAGUCUGUGAGCAUCAACCCCAGUCCAUGGGUUUGUCUCCUGGUACCCAAAGAAAUACUGAGUUUGUCCAGGGAGUGGCUGAGCAAAGGCCUUGAAACUCUCAGCUGUCUGUGGGUUUCUUGGGCAGUUUCUGUCAAAUAGGGGACAAGGAAAGAGUGUUUUUCUAACAUGGAAAGAGAUCCCCAGCCUGCCUCCCAGCAUGCAGGUGACCUCACUUUGCCAGGUCCAAGAAGCCCCCGUCGAUUUCGCGCGGGAUCCUUGUUCUUGCAGGCAGACACCAGUGUAUUCUAGAUACCUCCUGAGACCUCCCUCCUCUGCACUCUGGGCAGCUCUCACCACCCGAGGCCCCACGGGAGGCCAUCCUCAGUCUCGUGGCCUCUCAGAGGACACCCGAUGCUCACCUGCUCCUUUCUCUUUCCUGUACUUUGCUUACAGUGACCUGCUCCCAGAUGUGUUUUUCUGGUGCCCCUUCUCGGGCCUGAAAGGUAGAGAAACUUAAUUUUCCUCUGUAGAGUCUUUCUCCCAUCUCAUCCUGUGCUGAGCGUCCGUGGUUCUUUGGCCAUGGUGCUCUUGGCGGCGGUGGGGAGCCUGACCGGGAUCGUGCUCAGCUUUGCUUAGCUUGCUUUCUUUAUUUCUGCAAAUCUGUGAGCAUAAUUCCAAGGUGGCCAAACAGAUGUCACACGGAGUUAGCCAAAGCACAAAGUCAUGAUUCUAAAAAGGAGAGGAGACCUGGCCACGGGAACUAGCCAGCACGCAGCUGCCUUGGUCCCAGGCCUCCUCGAGGACGAGAGCAGCUGUCUGCCAGGCACACCUGUCCGGGACGGAGCAAGGGCUCUCUGCCUCUCAGAGCGCUUUCUCAGGACGGUGUGUCGAGCUCAGCAAAGACGAGAGCAGGUGAGCAUCUACUCUGACACAAAGCCCGAGACGACGCACGGCUCAUGGUGGGCCUGUGCUGCUGCCCCGUGAGACCGUGUCUUCUCUGGGAGCUGGGAGCACAGGGCCUUCAGGUCUGAGCCCGGCCCAGGGUGAGCAUCUCUGCUGAGGCAGGCCUUUUGCUCUCAGAGGCCAGAGAAGAUGGUACUUCGGGGCUUUCCCCCUUCCUUUCUGGGUGUCUAGGAAUCCCACCAGCUUGUCUUAACAGUAUAGCAGGUCCUCUGAGGACCCAGUGGGUUUGGAGUGUACACAGAACCCAGGAUUGAGAACAUAGGGUGGGCUGUAGGAUCAGAGUGAGAAGCAGUUGAUAAAGAAAUGACCACAAGGAGGUCCCCUGGACGGCCAGCCUGGCCUCUGUGGCCAGGCUUCCUUGAGCACCCCCAGGCUUUCCCUGGAGUCCCUCCUCCCGGUAACAGCACCUCUGAUUGCCAAGGGAGGUCACCAACUGCAUGUGGGCUGCAAAACAUCCAGUCAGGCUUCCAGCACAUUCUCCCACAUUUGGAGGCUACUCGAGUGUCAGGUUUUGGUUUUAUUAUCAUUUCAGAACUAGCUCGGCCCAUCUCUAAUUAUAAAACAUGAUUUUUUUUCCUUUUUUUUUUUUCGUUAUGCUCACGACCAAGUGUCUGAUUAGGUCUGGAACAGCUCUAGAAUGAAUACGUACAAUUCAGCAACUUAAAAUCUUUCUUUACUGCAAGUUUAAAUAGUUGUACAGAUAGUUUAUAAGCACAAUAUUUUAAGAAAAAAAAAGUGGCUGGUCUACUAGGCAGCCUUUGUGCCACUUCAGUGCUAGAAAGUUAAAGAAAAAAAAAAACUUUUGUGAUUUGAUAAUACUAUUUCUGUGGGAUAAUUAUAAAAGUCUGACCUUUUUAAAAUCAACCUUAUUUGGAUGCAUCUGAACCAGCAGAGCUGUGUUAUAUUUUCUAUCUUUGCUAGAACUUCAUCAUUGAAGGACAAUUUCUUCAAAAGUGGUUAUAAUUAAUAAUGCAGCAGUUUCUCUAAAAACAGAACCAAAAUGCACACACACACACACACUCUCUCACACACUUGUCCAGCCACACGCCCCUGAUUUGGAAACCGAGUCUUUAGAACUUUUCCUGUUCCAAAACAUUUUGCAGGUCAAUCUUGUAUUUGAAUAGUCCAACUUGAAAUAAUUGAAUCUUAAGGCGCUUCACUUCUACAUACUUUUUUGAGUUUUUCCAUUGGGAGAUGAAUGAACGCUACUCCAGAGAAAUUUCCAGCCAAGAUACUAUGGGUGGCCUGCUGGGCUGCCCAGUAUGGUAGCCCAUACUACAGAUGGGCUGUAUUUACAGAUGGGCUACAUUUACAGAAAAAGGUAAACAUAGUGGUUUGGCCAUUAAUUUGUCUUCCAUUUGGUGAUAGUGCAAAAUUUAGUGAGUCCACCACUUCUCCAUAGCUCUUUUUCCUUUGCCUACUGUUGGUAUUACCUCUGUGCUCAGUGCCAGGCAAAAUGCUAGGUAAGAGGAAGGCAGGAGAAACCUCGGGUAGACUGUCGGGCAGAGCUGGCUGUUCCUCCCUUUCUUCUAGACGUCAAGCCACAUGCCACAUGCCACUAACCAGAAGCAAGCUGGCUGCAAGACUAAAGAGCUGAUGAAAUAGUUUAUUUUUACAUUGUCUUAUUAUAGAGAAGUCACGGGACCUGUCAGAACCUGCACUGACCAAUAAAAUCAGCACGUGUUGCCAAGAUGAAUCGGUCUCUAGCUCUGUUGGCUGAUUUGGCUACAGAGAGCAAUAGUUCCUCAUUUAAAUCACCACCCACUGUUCUCCCCCUUUGGGACAUGUAAGGACCAGGCCCUAUUCCAUGACCCUCUUUAAUGGUGGGACAGAUGUUAAACUGCUCAUAUAAAAAUCAUGUUAAUAUUAUUCCAGGUUUUAAGAUCAACUUUUGUUAUAUACUGUAAUUUAAAUAAUCUGCAUUUACAUUCCUAGUUUCUGUAAUAUCGUGUAUACAAAACCAAAAUCUCUCAAGAUGUAAAUUCUGUAUACCUGCCAAGAUACCUUCUCCAGGGUGUCCGUGCAUAUUUUUAAGUUAAUUCAUAUAAAAAUGACUCAAUGUGACUGUUGAUUUGCUGAACUUUAUAUAUCACAAAGUGAAUUAUUUGUGAUACUUUAGUUAAUAAAAUGGUGAAUUAUUUUUUUUCUCAAUUAUUGAACAAGCAAGCACUACCCAAUUGAUCUGAUAAUGACUUUUUGUGUGUGGGCCACAAAUAUUGAUUUUCCCAUUAACGAUUUUUUUUGUUUUUUUAAAUACUAAUGUUUCACACUAUAGUUUGUGUAUAACAACAUGUGUUCACAUUAUCUGUGUUGCUGUUACUUUUGUGCUUUUAUUCUUUUUAGACUUUAUUAAAAAAGCAAAACAAAAUCAAGCUCCUGUAAUUUGCACUUUCUCCCCAAUCCUUUAAUCUCUUGUAUGGCAACCAAAAUUCCUGUAAAAAAAAGAAAUAAAUAUACUAUUGCACUAAGGUUGUGGUUCUGAUUGCAAACAGUGAAAACUGUCUGAAUUAAACCAACUAAAAGUUGCCAAACUUGCAAUCUAACGUAGAUUAUUGAAGUAUCUGUAGCUGGCUUUACCUCUAUAACAUUAGCCAGAUAUCUUUCAUCAAAGAAUAAAAAUGCUCCUUCCAUUGAUUGAGUUAAUAUGCCUUGGUUCCAUUUCCUUAAAGUAUUCUCAGUAUACAAAUGGAAACUUGUGUAUUAUUUCGGAAUUGUGUGAGACAUCAGAAUCGGCAUUUGUGAACCCUCCUCCAAGCACAGGGCUGAGGCUCGGAUUUUCUUUUUGUUUCUGGGCGGAAGCAGGGACGCCAUGGAGGUUUGGCUCUCUGCCCUGGGAGUACAGGCCCCCUGGUCCCCAGCUGGCCUGUUUUCUAGCCAUGGCAGUUGCAGAAUUGGGCAGCCACUCUGGUUGACGUAAACCUGAUGCUGCUUUUGAUAAGCAAACACUGUACUAAGGCUUGGAGCAAAAGAGCAUUUGGCAAAGAACCGAGCCAGGAAAACGUGGGCCAGCCCUAAAGGGAAACAAAUUUCAAACUUAAACCUGGAACCUCUUCUUUGGCCUCAUGUUGUCUUGGGUUCCUGCACAGCUUCUUCUAGUUUGGCACAUUCUCCAUUUCAGCAGCAGCCGCUACGCUCCCAUGUUCACGACCAAUUCCAAUCAGCUCAUCUAUUAAAGCCCUCCUGCCUCACCAUCCCACAGUCUCGCUCAGACUUUAACAUGUUCUCCGACUUCACUGUCCAAUGGUCUCUUCCAGACCGCUUUUUCUAGAUGAGUAUUAAUUUCUCUUAUUAGGGGGAAAAAUACUGGAAAAGGUUUUCUUUUACUUAAACUUUACUUCAGGCAUUUUAACAGCUAGUGAACUGGAGCGUGUUUCUGUACUUGUAGAUACCCACGGACACAUGCAAGUAGGUGACAAUUCCACCGUGGCUGGGGGGCCACAGCAGCUGCAUGCACAGGGGACGGCCCGGGCUUUGUGGGGAAUCGGAUAAUUUCCAAACUUGUUUCUCAGACGUCAGCAGAUCUGGCCACUUCGAUUUUAAUCCAUGCUGUUAUCGGUGGUUUUGUUUCUUUAUUGUUCCUGUAACUUGUUUCUGCAUUUCACAGUCUUUGCCGUUUCAUGUUUAAAAUGACAACGAUCACUGUCCAUUGCUUCUACUCUGGAACUCUUUGUUCAUAGCAAUUCUGAAACUUUAAUAUGAGCCUUCAAAUAAAUACAUAAAAGAAAAAAAAAAGGAAAAAAUAAAGUGUGUGCCUUGGGUGUUUUGAACCUGAUCUGCAUAAAACCAUAUUGUAUUCAAAUGCUGUAUAUUUAAUGAAAGGAUAAAUAUAUCUUCAAUGUAUUAAUGUAGCUGAUAAAAUAGUUAUAGUGCCUUGUUUUCUGAACUGAGAAGCCCAUAUCAAUGCACAACGUGAGGAAAAAACAAUUCGAAAUGAAAUGUUGAGGAGACCGGGGCCUAACUCUGGGGCCUUUCUCACAGGACUGUGGAACAUGCACAGUCAUUUAAGUUAAAAAUAAAAGUAAAUUGAAA
This is a messenger RNA of Otolemur garnettii (small-eared galago), 9627 nucleotides long. It is a transcript of the gene SHANK2, whose product is annotated as SH3 and multiple ankyrin repeat domains 2. The transcript has 15 exons. Lineage: Eukaryota; Metazoa; Chordata; Mammalia; Primates; Galagidae. Gene Ontology annotation, molecular function: ionotropic glutamate receptor binding; synaptic receptor adaptor activity. The record is from RefSeq and is a predicted model, not a curated record. Gene Ontology annotation, cellular component: postsynaptic density; dendritic spine; postsynaptic membrane. The coding region runs from base 32 to 4573 and encodes 1513 amino acids.